UUCCGGUAUUCUAGCAAGUUUUUGUUUUUUUAUUUUUAUAUUUCCCUACUGUAUUUAGCGAAGUUUGGAAGGUGGUAGCAACAAUGAGCGGGGGUUUGGUGCCCAGUAAAAGCACGAUAUAUGUUGGCAAUCUUCCCUUUUCACUGACAAACAACGAUAUUCACAAAAUAUUUGAAAAAUAUGGAAAGGUUGCAAAGGUAACUAUCUUGAAGGAUCAUGCAACAAGGAAAAGUAAAGGUGUGGCUUUUGUGAUGUUUGUUGAAAAAGAUUCAGCCUUCAAAGCUGUCCGAGCUUUGAACAGAACAAAGAUGUUUGAUAGAACCAUUACAUGUACAGUAGCUAAAGACAAUGGAAGAGCUAAAGAAUUCAUCAAGAGGAAAGAUUACCCAGAUAAAUCUAGAUGUUAUGAAUGUGGUGAAGAAGGACAUCUGAGUUAUAAAUGCCCCAAAAAUCUACUAGGGGAAAGAGAACCUCCUCCAAAGAAAGAAAGAAAAAGGAAAAAGUUUGAAGGAGAGGAUGAUACAGAGGAAGAGGAAGAAGACAGUGAUGAUAACACAGAAAACCCAGCGUUAGACAGUCUGGCUGCUGCCAUCAAAUAUCAGAGAGAACAGAUGGAAAAGACGUCAAUGAGGUAUGGGGAGAGUAGUAUGUAUUUUGCUGAUGUUGAGGAGGAACCAAAGAAGAAGAAAUACAAAAAGGAUGCCUACUUUAGUGAUGAAGAGGAAAUAGAGGAUGAUACAUGAAUUACUAACUGUUUCCAUAACACCAGCUCUUCUUGUGAUGAGCUUAAGUCUAGUCCCCAGACUGAAAAAGAUGUGAUAGCCACUUGCAAAAGUACUGACCAAAUUUCAUUUAAUUGUUUUCUUGUUUAUGAAAAAAAAUACAUGUAUGAUAUUUGUUAUAUACACCACAAUAUCUGUUUCAAUUUUUUUUAUUACUAGAAGUGUAACUGUAUCAAAGAAAUGUUGUUCAUACUUAUUGCUAUAUUAUGGAAAAUUUGAUAAAAUUUAGAAUGAGACAACAACCCAUCAAAGAGCAGAUAACAACCAAAAGCAUACUGUGUCACAUAUUUUGAAGCAAUGUUGCCUCAGUAUGACUGUCAACUAUUUUGAUGGUUCCAGCAUUCUAUUACUUUUACAUUUAAUCCUUAUGAUAUUUUAACAUUUCCUGAUAUGUGUUUGGUAAUACACUAGCUUUAAAAUCAACUAAACUAUGUAUGUAGAUAUUAUUGACCAUCAAUGAUAGUAAAAUGUUGUCACUGUGUAGGUGCACAACUUUUGUUACAUAGCACUUACGAUCGAUAAAACUUUGUAUGCAGAAAUUGUGAAAUCCAGAUUUGUCAAAUACCAAAAUUAAGUCAUUCGGACAUUGACCCCUACUAGGCUUUAAAGCUUAUUACCUUAUCAGUACUAAUGACUUAUUUCUCACAUUAUUCAUAUGCAUGUAUUUGUUAGUGAUUGUG
Messenger RNA from Mytilus trossulus (common blue mussel), 1462 nucleotides. Its product is annotated as zinc finger CCHC-type and RNA-binding motif-containing protein 1-like. The record is from RefSeq and is a predicted model, not a curated record. Gene Ontology annotation, biological process: mRNA splicing, via spliceosome. Gene Ontology annotation, cellular component: U12-type spliceosomal complex. The coding region runs from base 84 to 743 and encodes 219 amino acids. The transcript is spliced from 6 exons. NCBI's taxonomy places the organism in Eukaryota, Metazoa, Mollusca, Bivalvia, Mytilida, Mytilidae. Gene Ontology annotation, molecular function: RNA binding; zinc ion binding.